Mustela erminea (ermine) is the source of this 4521-nucleotide messenger RNA. RefSeq names its product GC-rich promoter binding protein 1 (gene GPBP1). NCBI's taxonomy places the organism in Eukaryota, Metazoa, Chordata, Mammalia, Carnivora, Mustelidae. The record is from RefSeq and is a predicted model, not a curated record. Gene Ontology annotation, cellular component: nucleus. The transcript has 14 exons. Gene Ontology annotation, molecular function: DNA binding; RNA binding. Bases 1240 to 2790 code for a protein of 516 amino acids. Gene Ontology annotation, biological process: DNA-templated transcription; positive regulation of DNA-templated transcription.
CUCAACCCCUCUAGUUCUUUCCCCGCCUCGCCACCUUCCACGAUCUCGCGAGACUUGACCCAGAACAUUGCGGAUCGGGUCGGCGCCAUUUUGGGACUGAGACUGGUUGUGGGGGAGGGAAAAGCGGCAAAAGGGGAUUAUUCAAAGUACCGAAAACCUCCUCCCGGGAUCGAGCGCAGCGGCACCCCCAGGCCAGGGGCACCUCUGGUGUGGCAGAAGGUGAUUGAAUUACUCCUAUAUGAAGAUCAUCUUCUAGAUUUUGUGUAAAAGGCCCCGGAUAUUUGAAGUGGCCAUUUUGGGAUUACAAUGUUUUUGGAUAAUUUUGCCCCAGAAGUUUAUUAAAAGUGGCAAGAAUCAUCUCUGAAGUGAAUUUAUAGUAGUUGAACAAUUCUGCAAGCUGCUUAAAGAGACCUAGGCAUUUCUUCAGUAUUUUGGUUCAAACGGAUUCUAUAACUGGUUAAAUUAUUUCAGCUGGUGGUAUUUUUGCCUCUUCCCCCUACCCCCAUCCCUCUCCUUUAGUUGUUUUUCAGCCAAAACUGUAAGAUAUGUUUGAUUUGUGUACUGAAUAGUUUCGGCAGUUUCAGAUUACUGUUUAAAUAUUGCUGAAGUUUCUUGGCAGUUUAUUUUUACCUUUAUUAAAAAUUUUAGGAAUUUUUGACCUCAGCCCUUUUCAUGUCACAAUGGGACAGCUUUUCUAAAUGAAGACAUUGAAAGAAUACAGAGUUUUUUCCGUUUUAUCUUUUAUUUACGUGGAAAUUUAAGAUGUUGCAGUUUUCCAGCAGCAUGGUAGUAUUGAGAUAGCUAUGUGUCUCUAUAUGCUGAUGUUUAGGAAUGCUCUUCAGAUGUGAAAUUUUCUUUUUGUUUUUGCUUUUUUGCUCAUAAAUUGGAUAUUUCAUCUGGAGUGGAUAAGUACAACAGUGACCAGUACAUGGAAUAAGAAAGAAGACUUUAAAAUCUUAAAUCCAAGGAACUUGGCUAAUUCUGGAGAUAGCCAUAUGAAAACUUUAAAACAGAAGUAUGGGUAGCUGACUUGAAGUAACUCUAUGUCAAAUAGUCAUAGGUUAAGUAUCUUCAAAGAACUUGGAUAUUAUUUCAGAGGAUACAAAAUAAAAAAACAAACUGGAAAACAUAAAGAUUACAGAGAAAAACCCAACACCUUCCUGUGCAGUCCUGUUGGAAUUUGGACUUGCCAUGAGGUGUUGAAGCCUUGUUUCACUGAGUUGGAGAGACUGGACCUAAAUGGCGCAGCAUGACUUUGCUCCAGCCUGGCUUAAUUUUCCUACUCCACCAUCAUCAACAAAGUCGUCAAUAAAUUUUGAGAAGCAUUCUGAAAACUUUUCAUGGACAGAAAAUCGUUAUGAUGUGAAUCGUCGACGACACAACUCUUCAGAUGGCUUUGAUUCUGGUAUUGGACGUCCUAAUGGAGGUAAUUUUGGAAGGAAAGAAAAAAAUGGAUGGCGGAUGCAUGGAAGAAAUGGUACUGAAAACAUAAAUCAUCGAGGGGGAUACCAUGGUGGAAGUUCCCGUUCUCGUAGCAGUAUUUUCCAUUCUGGAAAAAGCCAAGGACUACAUGAAAACAGCAUACCUGACAACGAAACAGGGCGGAAAGAAGACAAGAGAGAACGCAAACAGUUUGAGGCUGAGGAUUUUCCGUCUUUAAAUCCUGAAUAUGAGAGAGAACCAAAUCAGAAUAAAUCUUUAGCUGCAGGUGUAUGGGGCCUACACGCCCAGACACACACAUACCCAACCAAAAAAAUCUCCCAAGCUCCUCUCUUAGAAUAUCCUCCGAAUCCUAAAUCUAGAGCUCCAAGGAUGCUGGUCAUUAAGAAAGGUAAUACAAAAGACUUACAGCUAUCUGGAUUCCCAGUGGUAGGAAAUCUUCAGUCACAACCAGUUAAGAACGGGACUGGUCCAAGUGUUUAUAAAGGCUUAGUCCCUAAACCUGCUGCUCCACCUACAAAACCUGCACAAUGGAAAAGCCAAACUAAAGAAAAUAAAGUUGGGACUUCUUACCCUCAUGAGCCUACAUAUGGCGUUGGCAACUUCAAUGCUUUUAAAUCAGCUGCCAAGAAUUUUAGUCCAUCAACAACUUCAGUGAAAGAGUGUAAUCGCUCAAAUUCCUCUUCACCUGUUGACAAACUUAAUCAGCAGCCUCGUCUAACCAAACUGACACGUAUGCGCACUGAUAAGAAGAGUGAAUUUUUGAAAGCAUUGAAAAGGGACAGAGUAGAAGAGGAGCAUGAAGAUGAAAGUCAUGCUGGCUCAGAGAAGGAUGAUGAUUCAUUUAAUUUGCAUAACAGCAAUAGUACUCACCAAGAAAGGGACAUAAAUCGAAACUUUGAUGAAAAUGAAAUUCCACAGGAGAAUGGCAAUGCCUCUGUAAUUUCCCAGCAGAUCAUUCGGUCUUCUACCUUCCCACAAACUGAUGUUCUUUCCAGUUCACUUGAGGCAGAACACAGAGGGUUUGGUGCAAUAAAAACUAACUUGGAAGGAGGAAACCAGAAUUCUCUUUGCUUCUUUGCCAUCAAAUUGUUAAAGGAGAUGGGCUGGCAAGAAGACAGUGAGAAUGAUGAAACAUGUGCUCCCUUAACUGAGGAUGAAAUGAGAGAAUUCCAAGUUAUUAGUGAACAGUUACAGAAGAAUGGUCUGAGGAAAAAUGGUAUUUUGAAAAAUGGCCUGAUCUGUGACUUCAAGUUUGGACCCUGGAAAAACAGCACUUUCAAACCCACUAUUGAGAAUGAUGACACAGAGACAAGUAGCAGUGACACAUCAGAUGAUGAUGAUGUGUGAAGGAUUUCCUAACAGCUUUAGAAAUUUUAGUGUGAUACAUCUCUCAUACAGUUUGGGGUGAAUUGUAAAAAUGAAGAACUAUAAUUUAUGUAGUAAAGUACCCCAUUAGAAGAUGAUUUUUUUGAGGGACUUCACUAUGAAGAAAACCAAGAAUGUUGUGUUGGGCUGUGUUGAACAUUAUUUCUUUGUAAAUGAAUGUUGUAGAAAUGAGGACUUUGGUUGAUCCAACAUUGACUUUCUUCAUCACUGCAGCAUUUCUCUGACUAGCAAUGUGACGAUGUAACAAAUGAGAUUUUCUCAUUUAAUAAUAAAAAAUUGUGUAAUGUUUUGCAAAGCUUCUGUCUUAAAAUGUCCAGGUCUUAAGAAAAAAGGCAGCUUACACUGUUUUGCUUGCAGAGUCAUAUCUCUUUCGUACAAUGGAAAUCCUCAAGUCCACUUUGUGCCCCCCCCACCCCCAAAAGGACAAUGUAGCAUGUUGGCUAAAACUGGAGCAAAGUGCACUAAAACAUUAAUUUCCUGAACUCAAGUGUUGUACUAGUCACCUUUUAAAAACAUAAAUUGCUCUUUAGCCAUGUGUAGUUCGGUAAACGUUACAGGAAAGACUUUGACACACUUUCUUCCAAAUUUUAAGAGGUGAUUUUCAAGAACUUUAUUUGGGUAUGUUUUCAGACUAGGACUUUCAGAGAUGAUGGAAGAGUCUUGUGGGAAUACUUAUUUUGAUAAAUUAUUACACAUGCAGAAAAACUGAUCACACUGACUGGAUCUGUCCACACAUGGAAAAUAAACUGGAUUUUCAGAAUAUUGUUGUUCUCUCUAGUGUUCAAGGUUUUGGUUUCUAAACACAAAAUGCUUUAUUUACUUAUUAAAACAAAGUUAUACUUUCUUUAUUAAAGAUAGUGAUUACUUUCUUAGUUUACAAAAAGAAAGUUAUGGAAAAUAUUCUUUUUAUUAUCAAAUGCUUAACAAGUUUAUUAAAUGAAUGAAUGUUGUUAAAUAGUCACUUUAUUUUUCACUUGCAUAUUUUAGAAUCAUUACUGUUUCAUUGCUGACUGGAAGAGUAAUUUAGCUCUGUAUAUUUGUAUUUCGCUGUUUCUUGUUUUGUUUACUUGCAUUUGCUUAUAGCUUUCCUCAUCCCAUUUCUGUCCAUGUUUAAAUAUAUGCUGAUUGUAAAGGGUUUAAUCUCAGCAAGAAUGUAGGUUUUCUAUUAGAUUAAGCUAAUCGUCAGUUUUUUCUUUUAAAUUGUAUUUUCUCAGAAGGCUGCAGUGGUUUGCUGUUUCUACCUCAAGGUCCUGCCCAAACUUCCCAGCUUUCAAGAGAAGCCAGAUUUUUUUGUUCACACUGAGACUGGUGGUGAUGGGGAAAUUAAAAACAAACAAAAACCAAAAGCACAGUUUUAUCCCCACAAAAACUAAGGAUGAGUUAGAGUGGUUAACAAAGUAUUAAAUAGAUCUUAAAAUUAUCUUUUUAAAUAGAUUCUUAAAAUACACCACAAUGCAAUCUAAUCAUCUAGUGUUAAAUGUACUGUCACAUCCCAAGUAUGCUUUCACAAAACUCUGUCAGUAUCACAUAACGAAAUGUUUGGCGGACUCUUAGAUUGCACUGUUUGGUUAACAGAUAAAUGAAAUCUAUCAGAUGUAAAAUGUAUUUGCUAACAUAAGCUAAAAAGGGACCUGAGAAAUGUGGUUUACAUUAAAAAUCUAACUGUUUCUACUGAAGAGCUUUCAGAAAAGA